Molecule: messenger RNA, 1955 nt
Organism: Ailuropoda melanoleuca (giant panda)
Lineage: Eukaryota; Metazoa; Chordata; Mammalia; Carnivora; Ursidae
Gene: OOEP
Product: oocyte expressed protein
Exons: 4
Coding region: 947-1417 (156 amino acids)
Biological process (GO): establishment or maintenance of apical/basal cell polarity; embryonic pattern specification
Cellular component (GO): protein-containing complex
Molecular function (GO): RNA binding
Source: RefSeq, a predicted model, not a curated record
AGCAAGCACAAGCAGGGCGAGCGACAGGCAGAGGGAGAAGCAGGUUCGCCGCUGAGCAAGGAGCCGGCUGUGGGGCGGGAUCCCAGGAAUCACGACCCCUGAGCCGAAGGCAGCCGCUUAACCAAGUGAGCCACCCAGGUGCCCCAGUAUAUCUAUUUUAAAGAAGAGAGAGGUGAGGCAAAUGUAGGAAAACGUUAACAUCUUGUUAAAUGGGGGCGGUGAUGGGGGUUGUUACAUAGGUAUUGGUUAUAUAACUUUUUGAAUGUGUGAAAUCUUUCAUAAUUUAAAUUUCUAAAAUUAAGAAUAUUGGGAAGAAAUGUGCAUCCACACUAGUUGUUUUAGGAUGUUGGAAAUAAAUGGGAUUUGUUUAUAGUCCCUACGUGUUCUGUAAUGACCACCUCUGACGUUUACAUGUUAAAACACGACACACUUGCUUGAAGGAUUUUGUAGUAACCAAACGGAGAGUUGGAAGACAACAGGGAGCAGAAGGGAGAAAAUACAGAUUCGACGAGCCUGCCCUCGGCCCGAUCCACCUACCUACCUCUGGAAGGUAACGCCGAAACCUUAACCCAGGAAGAAAGUGAUUCCAGGUCAAUGAGGCCGCCAAUCCAAACCACGCUGUCAAUCAGCUGUGUGCGGGGGCAGGGACCUCUGAGGCUGAUUCCACACUCAACCGAGAUGGUCACGGAUAGCCUCUGAGAGCCGGCUGAAACUCAAGUAAAUGCUAGUUUCCGAUCCGAGACGAAGCCCGUGUGGCGGGCUCCCAGGCGCCACCAGGAAAGGCCGCCCAGUGUCAAUUGCGUCGGUCACCCGGAACGGAUGACCAGGAGCCGCAGGAAGAGGCGGGGCUGGCCGGAAGCCGUAAAAGGGAGCACAGCCUUCGCGCCUCGCUGGAGUUCCGCGGGCGCUACCCGGACUUUGCCCUUCUUGGGCUGUUGGCCCUAGCAUGGUCGACGAUGCGGGUACUGCUAAGGCCCAGGGGGACGAGUGGACGUCUGCCCAGUCCCUGGACAGGCUGCUCUGGUCACCACUUCCACCACCGCGGAUUCGCACGCGGCCGUGGUGGUUUCCUGUGCAGGAACUGAGAGACCCACUGGUGUUUUACCUGGAGGCAUGGCUGGCCGACUCGAUCUUCGGCCCAGACCGAGCCAUAAUUCCUGAAAUGGAGUGGAUGAGCCAAGUCCUGCUGACGGUGGACAUAGUUAACUCUGGGGACUUAGCUGAAAUCACCAUCUUUGGACGGCCCCGGGUACAAAGUCGGGUGAAGAGCGUGCUCCUGAACCUGGCAUCCUGGCACCGGAAGCAUCGUGCUCGAGCUGAGAGGAUGAAACAACUUGAGGAGUUCUUGAAGGCCGGUGCAUCAGGUCCCCAGACUCCUGAGCCUCCUGUUGCACAAGUAUUUUCAGGAGCAUUGUGAGAAACAGUCCUGCUUCUACUACUAAAGUUCAAGAGAAAAACCAAAAUAGAGUAAACGGACCAUCUUACUUCAAUCAAGUUCCAAAAAGACGGCACACUACUUUGGAGAGCACUGUCUCAGCAGAAAAUAGCAAAGGCACAAACAUAACCCCACUUUCCACUUUGCUUUCCACUUCCCCUUGAUCCCCUGGAUGGGGAGGCAACUUCUUCCAGCUGAUUUUGGGAAUGUCGUUCUCCGUGAGAAUGUCCAGGGGUCAGUUGAAGUCUUCCACUCUCUGUGGGUUUUGGAUGCUUCAGGAUCCUUUCCAUUGCCGCUUCUCCUGCAUCUUCUCAAUGGCUGCCUGCAGGUGGGUCCCUUGUUCAGGCUGUGCUGCUUCUCCUCCUUUCUGUUCGUCCCUUUUGCUCAUUCCCAUUGCUUCCAGGAAUUUUACCUUUGUCCAUCUUUUUCUUCUUUGGCUUGAUCAUGCCAAGCUCUGCCACGCUUUUCAGUUUCAGGGGCCCCUUUUGGACCUGCUUGUAUGCCUCCAUGAUGCCCAUCU